AUGAUCCAUGGCCUUGUUGGGGACGCGCGCGCCUUGCUGGUGCGCGCACAGACGCCCAAGAUCGGCGUGCUGUUUGUGCCAGGCAACCCUGGCCUCUCGACGUACUAUGCGAGCUUCCUCGAAACACUGUGCCACGAAAAGGAGCUCGCGGGCACGGUGACCGCCCUGUGUGUCUCGUCGCUGGGGCACGAUGUCGCCGAGGACGCGGCGGGCGGCACGAAAGGAGGCGCACGUACGCUCUUUGACGCCGAAAUCGACGAAAGUCCGGUGCCGCCCACCGGCCGCGUCUCGCUCUUGGGCUACGAGCGCCCCUACUAUACGCUGCAGGAUCAGAUCAAGGCACAGGGGCACGCACUACGCACGCUGCAGGCCAUGCUCCCGCCCGGCGCGCCAGUAUUUGUCUUUGGCCACAGUGUCGGCGCGUAUAUUGCACUGCAGCUCCUGCAGACGAAUCCGGCCAUACACGGCGUCUAUCUCCUCUUCCCGACGGUGAGCUACAUUGCGCGUGCGCCGCGUGCACGCUCGCUCGUCGUUCCCCUGACGCGCGUCGGCAUGUUUUUCCUGCACUACCUCACGAUGCUCCUUGCGAUGCUUCCGUUUGCGUGGGUCGCCAACAUUGUCGCGUUCGUCACACGCAUGGGCCAGCAGCCUGCACACACCACUGCCUCGUUCGUCGUCGGCCCCGGCGCGGCGUUCAACGCGCUCGGCAUGGCCGGCGACGAGAUGCGCACGAUCACGGCCAUUCCUCCUACACUCCUCGACUAUAUCGACAAGCACAACACGAUCGUGCGUGCCUACUGGGGCGCCGGCGACUCGGAUACCUGGGCGCCGUCCUGGCACCGCCGCCACGCCGAGCAGUCGUUCGGCCUGGACACGAGCGCACUCGCACGCCGCUCGUCGACCGUCUGCGAGCUGGGAAUGCCGCACGCAUUUUGCCUACGUCACAACGAGCCGCUCGCACGGAUCCUUUCCGCGUUCGUAGCGACGAUGACCGACGUCUUGCCGACGCUCGCGCGCGAAUGGGCGUCGCUCGGCGCGUCGAAUGCGCCCAAGACGGUGGUCCCGCGCGACUCGCCGCGUAUCGCCGCAGCGCUCAACACGUUUGCGUCGUACGUAAACGCGGAAAAGCAGGUGUACAUUAGCGCACAAGCGAGUGGGCGCCGGAUCAAUGUGUUCCUCGGGCGCAGCCAGCUGAUGCAGUGCCUGUCGUUUGAUGAUGUUCCGGGCAGUGCGGGACGUUUGCACACCGCAACAGUGAGCAGCAUCGCCCUCGGCACGGAGCGGGCCGACUCGGAUACGAUCCUGCUCGCCGCGUCAUUUGCAGGCGUCAUUGCCAUUUGGCGCCUCGAUGCGCUGAAUAUCGGCAAGUUUCAGCAGGUGCCGACCUAUGCGCGGUGGCGCCUCGACGGGACGCUACCGCUUCCCGGCGAGUACGUCACGGCGCUCGGCGUGCACUGGGGCCGCCUCGCGAUCGGCACGGACAAGGCGGUGUCGGUGUGGCAGCGCAGCACGCGCCCAGGCUCGCAGUGGCGCCGCACAUGGCGCAAGAGUGCUCCGCGCACCAUUCUCUGCGUACGGUGGUCGCCCGACGGCAUGUACCUCGCUGCAGUGCCGCUGUACGACAAGCGCGUGCUUGUGUGGCACACGCUCGAGCAGGACAUGAGUACACUCGCUCUUGUCGCCCAGCUGUCGCACACGCGCGUCGUCCACGCGCUCGACUGGCGCCAAGCACGCGCCGAGGCCGAGCCGCGUGCCGUGCUGGUCGUGACGACGGCGAAUAGCGCAGCAUGCAUCUACGCCCCGGUCGUCGACGAGCCGUUCGUCCUGCGGCAGUGGGCCGCAGUCGAUGCAACGGUUGAUCUCGGAACGGAAACGACUUCCGACGUGGUCGCACUGAUGUACUGCGAUGCGUAUCGCCUCGCGACUGCGCUCCAGCACGACAUGGACCAGCUGGCAUACGUCGAGCAGCACGCCAAUAUUCAUGGGCACCAGGUCGAGAGCCAGCAGUUGCGGCUUGCACAGCUGCAGCAGCUCAUGGCCCAUGCGCCCGACCUCUUUUUUGCGCUGCUUGCCGACGGAUCGAUCGCAGUGUACGCGCUGAUGAACCUCGAAAGCAGCUCGCCUGCGCUCCUCAACACGUACAUCAUGCUGCGCCUUCCGGCGGGAGUCGCCGUAGAGUCGUCGCCUGCGCCGCUGCUCUUGCAGUUUGUCCCGCUCGCAUACGCUGGUGUGCCGGAAGGAGGCGGCGUCGUGCCGACGGCCAUCAUCCACGCACAGUCGGCAAACGGUAUGCGCGGCACCGCCGCUGUAUCGCUCGCGCUCCUCUUUGACGGCGACCAGCGCGGCAUCUUUGUACAGGAUACGCUUGUCGCCAACGAGCGCGACGUGGCGCGCAUGCCGUCGACGUCGGCGCCGAUGCGCUUCCUGCGCGCGGAGCACAAGACGGACAUUGUCGCCCUCGAUGUGACUCACUCGCACCGCGGCAUCCUUUCCCUGUCACAGGACGGUGUGCUCAUCGGCUGGCACCUUGCCGAAAACGGGCACGGCUCGCUUCUGUCGGAGCACCGCGUGCGUCUGAGGGGCGCGUCGAAAGCGUGCGUCCUUGGGACAGACGCGCAGGUCGCGGCGCUUGUUCAUGGGCGCCUGACGCUCGUCGUCACGGAUCCAACGCAGGCGGCUGGCGGAAGCAGCGCGCUAGUCACCGCCGACAUGGCCGUCGAGGCGCAUGAUCUGCCGAGCGGCUUGGCCGAGUCCGAGGCACUUGUCCUUGACAGCGCAUGCAUGGGCGACGCGUUUCUCUUAGCCGUCUGCUCGACCUCCGGCACGGUCGCGACGUGGAAAGUGGCUGCGCACGGCAAGGCGUACCACAUCAGCAGCCCUGCGCUCGCAUCGCUGGAUAGCAUCGAGCCGCUCGGCAGGGUACGUGUUGCGACCAUGGUCGAGUCGAUGGUGCUAGCCGACGGCACGUUUCAUUCACUGUGCACCGUCGACGAGCACGGCACACUCGACGUGUGGGCCUACAAAGACAAGUGGCACAGCCGCGAGCGCACCAAGACGGCAUGGCCCGACGUGCGCAUGAUGUGCGGCAGCCAUGCCGGCCACCUUGCGCUCAUUGCAUGGACGCGGAAAGGAUGGCACGUCUCGAUUUGGGACAUGUCCCUCGCUCCCUUCUGCCACCCGUGCGUGCAGGCGAUGCACAUCGGCGGUGACGUGUCGCAUGUGCCUGCCGCCGCAUGGAGCACGGAGCACAAGCCGAUGCUCGCGGUUGGGUCGCAGGCCGUCGUCCGGGUCUGGGCACAAAAGACGGAGCAGAGUUUGCUUGGGCCUGUUCCCCCGGUAUGGGGCGCAAUUGCCGAGGUCGAUAUUGGCGCCAUUGGCUCUGGCACCGUGUCGCAAGUGCAGUGGCUUGCAGGCUCGCGCCUGCUCAUUGCGUCGUCGUGCCAGUUGUUCCUGUACGCUGCAGGCGGCGACAAAGAGGCGCCUGCGUCGCUCCCUGCGCUGUGCGCCGCGAGUGCAGCGCUUUUGCCGCUGUACCACCCCCGCAAUGUGCAGUAUGCGUUGCAAAUGCGUAUGCUCGAUGGUGUCUAUGCCAUCUUUGCGGAGCUGCGCCGCGCUAUGAGCUCAUCGCUGUACGACGCAAAACAAUCCGCCGACAUCCACGUCCCUUGGGAAGUGCUCACGCGCCGUGCCAAGACGGAAGAGCGCACCGAGAGGGAUACCGAGCUGCUUGCUGCGCUCGUCGAGGACCUGCAGCAGCGCCCGGCGCCCGGCCUCGCACCGGAAGUCACCGCGUCGCUGUGCGACGUGAUCGAGUCGGCGCGUGCGACGCUGGCCGAGCCAGUCGACGAGGCGGGCCGCCUGUUUCUCACGUACCUCUACCCUGCGUGCGCGCUCCACGAGCCGAGCCAAGCGACGCCGGCGCUGCCCAGCGGUGCCCUUCUGUACUGGGGCCACCAAAGUGCCCACCAAGAGAUCCUGGUGGGCCGUGUACAUACAGCGUGUCCCCGCCUUGCAUGGCCGCAGCUCUGUGCGUCUGGCGUGUUUGCCUGGGCGCGCGACCGCGCGACGCUUGUGCCUUUGAUGGAGCAGGCGGCGCGGGUCGCCUAUACGGCCGGCGACGACGUCGACCCCGUGCAGUGCACGCUCUUUUACCUUGCGAUGCGCCGCGAAAACACGGUGCGCUCCUUGUGGCGCCGUGCCAUCGGGCAUCCUGACCAAGGCAAGAUGACGCGGUUCCUUGCGAACGACUUUUCCAUCGAGCGCUGGCGCGUCGCCGCGCAAAAGAAUGCAUUUGCGCUGAUCAGCCAGCGCCGCUUUGACUUUGCCGCGGCCUUUUUCCUGCUGGGCGAUGCGCUGCAGGACGCGGUGAAUGUGUGUGUGCGCAAUAUGCACAACAUCCCCCUCGCCAUUGCUAUUGCGCGUGUCUAUGAAGAGGAGGACUGCGGGCCGGUGUUUGAGCGGCUGCUGCGCAACACGAUCGUGCCGCUGGCCGUGACGUCAGGCGACCGCUGGCUUGGGUGCUGGGCGCUGAGUGUGCUGGGCGACUAUGGCGCCGUCUUGCGCAUGCUCCAUCUUCCUAUGCGCGCCUUUGCUGACCGGGAAAAGGACCUCGAUGCCGACUUUGAAGAGGGUGUCGGGAACGAUAUCCAGGACCCCGCGCUGGUCCUUGCGCUGGAGCAGGCCAAGACGCAGUUGUGGUUUGCUACGAACGAGUCGGAGCUUCCCCCUGCGUCCGAGUCGGCGUUGAUACGCUUCGCUGCCGAGCGGUGGCAGGCGAUGGGUUGCGACUACAUCGGUCUCGGCACGCUCGCGGCGUGGUCGUUUGCGCGCGACAUUGCCCCUGCGGCACCCCCGCCCGAGCAGCCGACGAAAAAGAUUGCGUCGCUGCUCGCCCCCGAGCGCGCCCCUCCCUCGUCGCAGGGCGCGGCAGAGUUCGACCUCGGGGCGUUUGGAUUCUAG
Molecule: messenger RNA, 4959 nt
Organism: Malassezia japonica
Lineage: Eukaryota; Fungi; Basidiomycota; Malasseziomycetes; Malasseziales; Malasseziaceae
Gene: RAV1
Product: regulator of (H+)-ATPase in vacuolar membrane
Exons: 9
Coding region: 1-4959 (1652 amino acids)
Biological process (GO): lipid storage; vacuolar acidification
Cellular component (GO): RAVE complex; lipid droplet
Molecular function (GO): protein binding; lipase activity
Source: RefSeq, a predicted model, not a curated record